This is a messenger RNA of Lontra canadensis (Northern American river otter), 2561 nucleotides long. It is a transcript of the gene CHRM1, whose product is annotated as cholinergic receptor muscarinic 1. Gene Ontology annotation, biological process: saliva secretion; chemical synaptic transmission; regulation of locomotion. Lineage: Eukaryota; Metazoa; Chordata; Mammalia; Carnivora; Mustelidae. Gene Ontology annotation, cellular component: synapse; dendrite; plasma membrane. The record is from RefSeq and is a predicted model, not a curated record. Gene Ontology annotation, molecular function: G protein-coupled acetylcholine receptor activity; G protein-coupled serotonin receptor activity. The coding region runs from base 744 to 2126 and encodes 460 amino acids. The transcript has 3 exons.
AAGCAUGUGAAUGCUAGGCUGUGUGUGUCGGGGCAUGGUGUGCACCGGUUGGGGGCUCUAAGGGUGGGUGGGGGAAGGAGCCCUGGGGAAACAGUGUGCCUUUGUGAGGGUGUGUGUGUGUGUGUGUGUGUGUGCCGCUGAGUCUGUGUGCAGUGGGUGUGGGUGUUUGUCUCCUUGUAUCCGCCUUCUCUCCCGUCCGGACUUUUAGCCUUCCUGGGCUCAUUUUCCCCAUGUCCUACCUCCUCCCUCUCCGGGCUCGAAUUAGGUGCCCUAGUGGAGGAGGGGGGCAUGCUCCAGGACCUAGUCCAACCCCAGACGCUGCCUGAGGCUUCCCUCCAGCUCCCCCUCCCUUCCUUUUCUCCCUUUCCUCCCUCCCUCUCUUUCCUCUCCUCCCUCCCCCCCAAGGCUGGCGUGCCAGGGGGUGGGACAUGCCAAUCACUGGCUGUGCCUCUCCGGCUGCCAGCACAGGGCGCAGCUCCCCCCGGGAGCCAGGUGUUUGGGUCCCUGGAGACGCCGCCGGCCCCCGGGGAGGCAGUGGGGCUGAGGACCCUACAGACCCUUCUCCAGUCCCAUGGGAACCCUGACUCCCACCACCCCCAUCCACCUUCAGCCCCCCAAAGAUGGACUGAACCAGGUUGCUGGCCAGACGGACAAGCUGGAUGCCAAGGUGAUGACCUCCCCCUGAGGAAGCCCUGUACCACGACUAGAGGAAGGGGCUGCCCCCCCCACCCCAGCCCACCACCAUGAAUACCUCGGCCCCACCCGCCGUCAGCCCCAACAUCACCGUCCUGGCACCGGGAAAAGGACCCUGGCAAGUGGCCUUCAUUGGGAUCACCACAGGCCUCCUGUCCCUGGCCACAGUGACAGGGAACCUGUUGGUCCUCAUCUCCUUCAAGGUCAACACUGAGCUCAAGACAGUCAACAACUACUUCCUGCUCAGCCUGGCCUGUGCUGACCUCAUCAUCGGUACCUUCUCCAUGAACCUCUAUACCACGUACCUGCUCAUGGGCCACUGGGCUCUGGGCACCCUGGCCUGCGACCUCUGGCUGGCCCUGGACUACGUGGCCAGCAAUGCCUCCGUCAUGAACCUGCUGCUCAUCAGCUUCGACCGCUACUUCUCCGUGACCCGGCCCCUGAGCUAUCGAGCCAAACGCACACCCCGCCGGGCGGCCCUGAUGAUCGGCCUGGCCUGGCUGGUCUCCUUCAUCCUGUGGGCUCCGGCCAUCCUCUUCUGGCAGUACCUGGUAGGGGAGCGGACGGUCCUGGCCGGGCAGUGCUACAUCCAGUUCCUCUCGCAGCCCAUCAUCACCUUCGGCACAGCCAUGGCCGCCUUCUACCUCCCGGUCACGGUCAUGUGCACGCUCUACUGGCGCAUCUACCGGGAGACGGAGAACCGGGCCCGGGAGCUGGCGGCCCUGCAGGGCUCCGAGACGCCCGGGAAGGGGGGCGGCAGCAGCAGCAGCUCUGAGCGGUCCCAGCGGGGGACAGAGGGCUCCCCGGAGACCCCUCCGGGCCGCUGCUGCCGCUGCUGCCGGGCGCCCAGGCUGCUGCAGGCCUACAGCUGGAAGGAAGAGGAGGAAGAGGACGAAGGCUCCAUGGAGUCCCUCACGUCCUCCGAGGGGGAGGAGCCCGGCUCCGAGGUGGUGAUCAAGAUGCCCAUGGUGGACCCCGAGGGCCAGGCCCCCGCCAAGCAGCCCCCCCGGAGCUCCCCCAACACGGUCAAGAGGCCAACCCGGAAGGGGCGUGAGCGGGCGGGCAAGAGCCAGAAGCCCCGGGGGAAGGAGCAGCUGGCCAAGCGGAAGACCUUCUCGCUGGUCAAGGAGAAGAAGGCGGCUCGGACCCUGAGCGCCAUUCUGCUGGCCUUCAUCGUCACCUGGACGCCGUACAACAUCAUGGUGCUGGUGUCCACCUUCUGCAAGAACUGUGUUCCCGAGACCCUGUGGGAGCUGGGCUACUGGCUGUGCUACGUCAACAGCACCAUCAACCCCAUGUGCUACGCGCUCUGCAACAAAGCCUUCCGGGACACCUUCCGCCUGCUGCUGCUCUGCCGCUGGGACAAGCGUCGCUGGCGCAAGAUCCCCAAGCGCCCGGGCUCUGUGCACCGCACCCCCUCCCGCCAGUGCUGAGGGCCCCUAGCCGGCAUCCAGGCCCGCCACCCCAGGCCCUGGGACAGCCGGGCAGGAAGGAAGCGGGCAGGGCCUGCGACCUCAGACCCAGGGCCCUGCUCUGUCCUCACCAGGCUUCCGGGGGGGCGGGGGGGAGCCAUAGGUCACCUUCCUGGACGGCCCAGACAGACCCUGCCAGCUUUCCAAACUGUUGCUAUUCCCAGGCAGGGAACAAACCUGAACUGGGGGAACUGGUUUUUCUGUUCCUGCUUGGUGGGCAUGGGCUGUCACCAGGAAGAAGGCAGGGGAGAGGAGGAUCCAAGCUUUUAGAUCCCUUGUUUGCCUUCAGGCAGGAAAUCUGUGGGGAGCCAGCAGGCCCGGCCAGGAGUAAAUAGGUUCACAUUUCAGUCAUCCCUGGCCCAGGGGCUGGCCCCAUGGGGAUGGCUGUGGGAGAUG